CAGCAGGACAGCUGACACAGAGACAACACUCAAGAAACCUUCUGAGCAACAGGAUUUGAAAAAGCUUCAAACUUUCUCCGAACAAAGAUGGAAUCCAAGAUGACCUGUGACAUGAGCGGGAUGUGGGGCAAGGGGAUGCCGGAGGGACUGGACCUGGAAAUCUCCCAUCACCCUCUCACCAUGAAGAGCGUUGUUAACCUCAUUAUCGCCUCGGAGCGGCUGAAGGCCGGCAAGACGGAGAGCAUCAUCAGCACCGACUUCAGCGACGAGAACCUGCUCAGCAUCAUGCUGGAGAGCAUCGUGGAAGAGGAAAUAGUCUUUGAAAGGACCUCGGCUCCGUCUGCUCAGCUGAUAAGUGAGCACCAGUGCAGCGUGACCGACGGCCAGAAGAGGAGCUUGGUUCUGGUGAAAAACAGCAUGGAGCUGCACGCCGUGAUGCUGCAGGGAGGCAGCGACAGCCGCAAAGUUACCCUGAACAUGUCGACCUACGCACACCCCACUCCCAGUGCCGAGGCCCGGCUCGUCGCCCUGGGGAUCAAAGACACUAACUUCUACCUGUCUUGCCACAUGGAUGGAGACAAACCCGCUCUGCAUCUGGAGGCCGUGACGGACAAAGGCAGCCUCUCCAGGAUUGGCAAGGGAAGUGAGCACGAGCGAUUCCUCUUCUACAAGCAGGACACGGGGCUGAACAUCAGCACCCUGGUGUCGGCCCACUUCCCCAGCUGGUACAUCAGCACCGCCACCCAGGAAAACAAGCCGGUGGAGAUGUGCCAGGAGGCCGCCAGCCGCUACAGGACCUUCUGCUUCCAGCGCCAGAACUAGAACCGGCAACCACUGGAUCUAAAAAGAGGAAAAGAAAAAAACCCACUUCAUAUUUAAGCAAAUCCACUAACAAUGUCUCUUAAAAAGACGUGUGCGUGUGUCACAGAGUGUUUACCGUAUGUACCAAGUACAGAAAGUAGAAUGCUUAAUGUAUUGACAUGGUAAAAAUUUCGCCACAAGGUGGCAGUAGUUUGCUGUCUAGUGAGCAUGUUGUGUAUUUAUUGUGCUGAAUGACUUGAGAUUAUUGCUCUUGAGUGUCUUAUUUAUUUAUCUCUAUAUAUUUAUGCAAAAGUUAAUAUAUAUAUAUUUAUUUGGAAAUCUGCUUGUUAAUUAAGUUAUAUUGAAAUAUUGUGCCACAA
Cololabis saira (Pacific saury) is the source of this 1181-nucleotide messenger RNA. RefSeq names its product interleukin-1 beta-like. The transcript is spliced from 5 exons. Lineage: Eukaryota; Metazoa; Chordata; Actinopteri; Beloniformes; Belonidae. Gene Ontology annotation, biological process: regulation of non-canonical NF-kappaB signal transduction; positive regulation of gene expression; immune response. The record is from RefSeq and is a predicted model, not a curated record. The coding region runs from base 88 to 822 and encodes 244 amino acids. Gene Ontology annotation, molecular function: cytokine activity.